Molecule: messenger RNA, 4780 nt
Organism: Oreochromis aureus
Lineage: Eukaryota; Metazoa; Chordata; Actinopteri; Cichliformes; Cichlidae
Gene: bean1
Product: brain expressed, associated with NEDD4, 1
Exons: 6
Coding region: 714-1469 (251 amino acids)
Source: RefSeq, a predicted model, not a curated record
UGGCUGCAGACCCGAGCCACGGGACAGAAACACGGCGAGGAAGCAAGAGAACAGAGGCAGGCGAGGGGGGUGAGGAUGCGGGUAAGAAAAGCGCGACAGAUGACGAUGAUGAUGGCGAGGACGGGGAUGAAGAUGAGAAUGAUGAUGCUAUCGACGAAGGAAUGGUCGUAGAAGAAGCGGAAGAAGAAGGGAAAAUAAAGCUCUGCGGGAUCGGAGGAUAGUAACAGUGGUGAUGGUGAUGGUGAGGCAGUUUGGCUUGUGAGGACGGGACCGCAGAGGCGAGGAUGCUCGGACGAUCGGAGCACCUGCUCGCUCAGUUUUGAUCAUUGUGCAGGGUAAAACCUCGGGUAUCACCGAGAGUUUAACGAAGCGCUAUUCUGAGGAGGUGGGCCAAGUCCCAGGAGAGAGAGAGAGAGGGAGAGAGAGAGAGAGAGAGAGCUCUCCGAGGACCUUUGGACUGAGCGCCGGUGAUCCAGCUGGGAUGUUGUUGUUCUGUUGUCAGUGAUGUGAGGCGACAUUAAGGAGCUGGUGAAAGGAAUCCUGACACAUAUUCCUACAUAUUUGCAGGUGGACAGAGAGGAGAUUAACAAGAAUCUAUAAAGUGUUCACUGAUGACAUUUACAUGUAUAGCAGCACUGUGUCGUACAGACCAGUAGAAGUUGGCUUCCUGCCUGUUGAGAUGUGCCAAUAGGAAACACUUUGAACAGGGGUUCAUGCUGAUGAAAUUGAUCUGCUCAGUGAGCUCCAACCAGAGCCAUGGGGAGUACCCAGACUGCCGGAGUGAGAGGGAGUCAGGAGGGGAGGCAUCUCUCCUGGUGUCUCCGCUGGUGGUGGCGGGGAUCGUUAUAGGUCUAGUCCUCUUCCUCUCAUGCAUCACCAUCAUCGUCGGCAGCUUGCGCAAAGACAGUCGACUCCGAAACCCUCACCUUCGAGCAAGCUAUGGACAAGAUAGUUUUUCUUAUGGAGGUUCAGCAGGUGAACUGAGGUCUAGCUGCUUGGAAGACUUUCCUCCUGGUUUAGACUUUGACUCAUACAGAGAGUCUCAGAUAAACAGUGUGUAUCCUGACUCCCCACCACGCUAUGAUGAGUGUGUUGGUCCAGGUUCGACUCAGAUCUACAUCCCUACAGAUGACCCACCUCCUUACUCAUUGGUGGACCCCUGUCAGGGAGGAGCAGAGCAGGAGGAACGGCCUAGCUACUCCCUUACAGAUCCUUCCCCAUAUUGCGGAGAGACCUCAGCCAGUGCUGCCUGGUUUUCUCCCUCCCACUACCCACUGGGACUGCAAGAGCAGGAGCAUCAACAUAUUGCAUCCAUCUCCUUCCCACUGGAGGCAGCACCACCUUAUGAGUCAAUGCUGCCAGAGCAGGGACAACCCCUCCCUCUCAUGCCAUGUGACCUUUAUAAACACCAAUCAGAGAGGGGGGAUGAUGGCAACUCCCAGCAACUCCCUGCGAACCAGAUCUCAUAGGACAGUUAAUUUGUUUCUCUCACCUGUGGGCUUGGUGAAUUAAACAAACACUUGGGAUGUGUGGAAAAUAGCUUUCGUUUGCAGCUGUGACACCAAACGAUAGUCCAAAAGAUGUACAUUUCUUCCACAGGGUUGCAAAGACCUGAAGAGGCUGAAGCUCCACUUGACUGCAGUGCAGUCAAAACUCCAGCUUUCAACCAUUUAACUAUUGUUUGUCUAUGGACAAAAUAAAACUUAAGAACUGCAUUAUACUGUAAAGUUCCUGGAAUGGCAACUUCUCUCAAAGGCUUUCUUCUAUGUUGUUUAGUUUAGUUUUGCCAUGUUUUGACUGUUAUCGUCUCCUUCUUGAAGUAGGACUGAUACAAGAGUUGUGUGUCUUGUGCGGAGUUUAGUCUGAAUCGCCACUAAACAAAUGCAUUUACAUUUAUCCAUCAUGUCAUAGACAACAGGAAAUUGAGUUUGUCUUUACAAGAAAGAGUAUGAACAGUAUAGAUGUGGGUUUUAGUAGUCUAGUUUAAGGUAUACACAAGCACACUGAGUACCAUCCUUGAGUUUAUUUUGCUGUGAUGUCACAUAUCUGCAUAUUUAGAAAUGUUUUGGAAAAAAACUGUACUUAGCUCUGAUGUUGUAUAGAACAUGUCAACUACCAGCACACCACUGCUGAUUUACAAUUUCUAUAGCGUGUGCAGACAGUAGAAUGGUGUAUGGCAACCUCCAGUGUUAGUUUGUUGGUAGUGGUAGUUUGAUUAGAAGGAGUUUGUGAUGAAAUGGCUGUGUAUAACAGGGAACUACCUGGACAAGGAAUUAUCAACAUGCCAUUUUUCCAGGUAUAUUUGUAUUACCUUUUAGCACCAUGAUGAUGCUAUAGAAGACAUUGCUAGCAUGUCAUUUGAAUCUGUCAUCACCAGAGAGGGGUUCAACUUGUCCAGCUGUAUAAGUUGUCAUAAUUCUUCCAAUCAAGGGCUCUGGUUUUAAUGUCAAUGCUGUAACUGGAUCCCAGCAGCAAAAUGUAGCUUGGAGCUCUCCUCUUGUCGAGGUUGGGUUGAUGCAACGGAGAAGAAACACAGUAAACUGUAGACUUUAUUAUAUUAUUCACUCAUAAGGGAUGCAUCUGUGUUGUUGUUCUUGUUCUGCUCUCAUAAAAUAAUUCACUUGGCUUAAACAGUCACAAUCUAUUUUUGUGCAUUGCACAGAGGUGAGCAACACAUUGUUUGCGAUAGCCAAUAAACUGAUUACUAAUGAACAAAAUAAUCUGAUGUGGAAACUUUGUGGGUCAUUCCGUCUUAACUCAUUAAAUUUCUAGUAACUUCUCUUUUCAACCACCUUUGUUUUCCAUGAAAUGUUUAGAGUUCAAAAUUUGGUUAUAUACUGUAUAAUAAUUGCUGUGAAAAUUUACCUUAAGAUGUUAAAUACCUUUCUAGAUUUUAAAAACAACAACAUUAAUUUACACAUUAGUGUAAUAUUUGGACAUGUAUCCUAAACACGAUUUGAGACAGAGUGACCCAAUAAGAGUUUUGUAAUAUGCAAAGCCUUUAGCAUUUGACUCUAAAAUAUAUUUCAGCUACAGUAUCUCGACAUUUAAACAUGUAACUGUCAGCUGCGAAGUUUCUGCUGGUACUUGUAAAUCAAAGGGUCCCCUUGAAUGAUUAUUACAUCAUUCUGCCAGACAGGCACCAGACUUCUUUUACAGGCAUUAUUUAAAAAUGUUUAAGAUGAUAAACAUGCAUGGCCUGUUUCAAGUGUUAGAAUUGCAAAAUAGUUCAAGAAAAGAUAAAAGAAAAUGAUCAACGUGUCCUUGAUACAGUAUUUCCUUGUUAUUUUGCUUUAGAUGCAUCAGGGGAAAUUAGAGUUUAUACAACAGCAGAUAUGUGGUCAAAUGCAUCCCAUUAGCAGGUGGUUUGGGUGAUCUGAUAAUGCUGUGUAUUGGUGGUCAUUUACACUAAUAUGCAUCAGAGCUGUCUGUUGCUGAGCAAACUGCUUAAAGUGUAAACAAAGUAAAUCCAGAUACAAAUGUUUUCGAUGUCUCACCAUUUAUGCAUCAUUUCCUAAUCAGAAACAAAGCAAUAGAUAUGAAUGUCUUAAUUCUUUGUAAUGUCUUGCAUCAGCUAAAAUGCAUCAGCUGCGCAUAAAUUGAGUUGAGCAAAGGAGAAGUAAAGCCAGUCGGAAGCAUUUGUAGUGAACAAUUUUGCCAAUUAAUAAUUAGUCAGCAUUAAAAUGGUAAAUAACUUAAUAACGGAGAGAUAAUGUUGUUAUUUCGAUAUAUAUCUGCAGCCAUUCUGUCAAAUGGACCAUUCAAUCAUUACACACUCCAUUCUGUUAAUGAGAUGUGGGGAAACAUCAGGGCAAGUAAUUCCAAAGAAAUCUAAAUUGUUCAUUAUUUAUUUUGUGUUUGAGUUUAAAACAUAAUAAGAUGGGAAAUUCUUUAAACUACAACAGACAUGGUAACAUGAGCUACAGUUACCAUGACAUAGACAUGAUCAGAGGGGGAUUUUUACAAUGUGGGUGUUAUCUCUGAACAGCCAGGCUGGACAAAAGCAGAACAAAUCACAAACUUUUCUAACCUUAACCAAAAUGGAACAAAAUCCCAGACAGCCACUGUUGGUGCACAAAAUAUGAAUAUACCUGCAUUAUGGUCACCAGACAACCUGAUCUAUUACCUCAGGUGUCUGUGUACAUAUGUUAUAUAAUUUACUAUAUGUGUCACAAAUACACAAAAUGUUUGAAUGAAGUGUUUAGAGUUAAAAUUCAGGCUAUCCUGGAGACACUAAGACCUGUAGACAACAUCAUCAUUCACCAGUUAUUGAAGCAGGAAGCCACUGAAGGCUGAGCUUUAAUAACAAUUUUUUCAAUGUUAGUUUAAUUGAACAAAUUGACAAUUUUUUUAAGUCGUCUUUUCGUGUGACAUUGUGUUUUAGUUAAAGAUGUGCCUAUUAGCCCCCAGACUGUUAGCUUGAACAUUGUAGCCAUAAUUAUCUCAAGGCAACCAAUCUGCUGCUUUGAGCUAAAUCUCUGGUGAUGUACUGAUUUACUGAUGUGGGUAAAAGCAUGCUAUUAUAACUGAAUCCCUGUUAAAUGCCUUGUGAUGACAGAUUUUACUGAAGGAUACCAUUUUCUUGACUGUUUCGAGCUGUUGUUAAGGGUUCUAGUUAAUCUUUGGUUGUCUUUUGGCUCAAAUUAGCACCUGGAAACGAGCCACUCACAACAUUGACUUCAUUACGUUAGAAACUCAGUACUGCUUUUAAGAUUUUAAGCAUUCAGUCAAGAGUAAUUUUCUCUUAUGGAUUACCAUAUGUUGUAAUAAAACGUUUUUG